Molecule: messenger RNA, 624 nt
Organism: Raphanus sativus (radish)
Lineage: Eukaryota; Viridiplantae; Streptophyta; Magnoliopsida; Brassicales; Brassicaceae
Product: auxin-responsive protein SAUR66-like
Exons: 1
Coding region: 67-501 (144 amino acids)
Biological process (GO): response to auxin
Source: RefSeq, a predicted model, not a curated record
CAGUAGUAUACAAAACGGUAUUAUACUGGUAACAUCUCAAAGAGUAGAGAGAUCAAAAUCAAAGCAAUGAAGAGAGGAUCUUGCAAGAGUCUUAGACUCACCGAUAUGAUGGAGAAGUGGAGGAAGUGGAAGAAAGGACACUUCGCUGUGUACACCAGAGAUGGCAGGAGGUUUGUUUUGCCGUUGGAUUAUCUGAAACAUCCAAUGUUUCAGGUCUUACUGGAGAUGGCAGAGGAAGAGUUUGGUUCCACCAUUUGUGGCCCUUUAAAGGUUCCUUGCGAUGGAGGUUUGAUGGAUCACAUUCUCAUGUUACUGAGAAAGAGGAGUUUGUCUGGCCAUGGUAAUGAUGAGAAUGAUGAUGAUUAUGAUGUGAAGAAGAACCUUGUUGUCUCGUCCGUGAGCAUGUCCUGCAAAGGAGCUUCAUCGGUUUCAUAUAUUUUCCCUCUCUUCCGUUGCAACGCAGCUCAUGAUCUGAACAAGUUUCAGUCUCUAGUUUUGUAAUACUUUUAUGCGUUGUGGAGAACGCUCUUACAGACGAAAGUCUUUUCUGUUUGUAUGUUUACACAGAGAAACAGAGUUUCUUUAUAAGUCUUGAAGUUUGUAUAUCAAUAUAUUCAGGUUUUA